Messenger RNA from Peronospora farinosa, 501 nucleotides. The record is from the annotation of a GenBank genome assembly. NCBI's taxonomy places the organism in Eukaryota, Oomycota, Peronosporomycetes, Peronosporales, Peronosporaceae.
AUGACAAUUCUCACACUCUUCCAAGCGCUGUUGCUGUUCGUGUCAGUACUCGUGGUCAAGGCCAAAAAUUGCACUGUUGAAGCGAAUAAUCAUGUGCUACAAUCAAUUGCUUUGGAUCUCAACUACACUUUGUGCCGGUCCGACAGCAACUACACGUUCUUGUCAUUCACAAGUCCUACUACCGUUCAGACCCGUGAUUUCUGCUCCAGCUCUGCUUGUCAAAGUUUGCUAAGUACCACGUUGAGGUCCGGUCAAAUACCUAAGUGUAAAGUGAUUGUUGGCACUCAAGCCUUCAAUCUCACUGAUGCAGUGGCUCUCAUCGCAUUCAAGUGUAAAUCUGCUGCAGACAAAGGAAGUCUGACCGAACGACUAGUGGACCGAAGCAACAUCGACAGCAAAACCCAACGCGCAUCAGAGCAUGUCGCUAGUGCAAUAGGGCAUUCGACUCCAAUGGACGAUGUCGGUUUCAUUGGGUCUUUGCUAUCUCUACUUCGUAAAUAA